This is a messenger RNA of Capsaspora owczarzaki ATCC 30864, 429 nucleotides long. RefSeq lists its product as hypothetical. The record is from RefSeq and is a predicted model, not a curated record. Lineage: Eukaryota; Filasterea; Ministeriida; Capsasporidae. The coding region runs from base 1 to 429 and encodes 142 amino acids. The transcript has a single exon.
AUGGAGAUGAAUGAUCUGGGCUUGUACACUUCCGAUGACGACACCAUGACAGCCAUGUCGCUGAGCAGCGGCCAGCUGCGCCUGACUGCGCCCGACCCUGGCGCGUACUGGUACACCCUGCUGGCCAACGCCAAUCAGUGCCGCGACAUGUCCAGUUACGCUGCCAUCCAAUUCUCCAUCCAAGCCCCCGUCGGAACCAAGCUCAUCUUGCAGCUGCAGUUCCGGAAUGACCGCUGCAAAGGCUGGGAAGGCUCCAGCGAGCUCCAGCUCGCAGGCUUUACCGGUGCGCAGCAGACUAUUCGCGUCCCCUUCACCGACUUUGACACGGCAGUGCCUGCGUCUCGUCUGUUUGCCGUGUCAGUGUUUGGUUUGAGUGGCAGUCCUGCGCCCAUCAGCAUUUCGCUCGACGAUCUGGUAUUUGCCUGCUAG